Octodon degus (degu) is the source of this 8144-nucleotide messenger RNA. It is a transcript of the gene Sorl1, whose product is annotated as sortilin related receptor 1. The transcript has 48 exons. Gene Ontology annotation, cellular component: Golgi apparatus; membrane. Gene Ontology annotation, biological process: protein retention in Golgi apparatus; post-Golgi vesicle-mediated transport; protein targeting to lysosome. NCBI's taxonomy places the organism in Eukaryota, Metazoa, Chordata, Mammalia, Rodentia, Octodontidae. The coding region runs from base 115 to 6612 and encodes 2165 amino acids. Gene Ontology annotation, molecular function: protein binding. The record is from RefSeq and is a predicted model, not a curated record.
GGCGUCCUGGAGCCCCGGGAGCGGCGCGCGCGGCCCCGGCCCCGCGCUCUCCCGGCCCCGCGCUGCACAUUCUCUCCUGGCGGCGGCGCCACCUGCAGUAGCGUUCGCCCGAACAUGGCGACACGGAGCAGCAGGAGGGAGUCGCGACUCCCUUUCCUAUUCACCCUGGUCGCGCUGCUGCCGCCCGGGGCUCUCUGCGAGGACUGGACUCGGAGACUGCACGGCGGCCGCGCGCCUUUGCCCCAGGACCGGGGCUUCUUCGUGGUGCAGGGCGACCCGCGCGAGCUGCGGCUGGGGGCGCAAGGGGAUGCCAGGGGGGCGAGCCCGGCGGAGCAGACGCCGCUCCGGACGCGACGGAGCGCUGCCCUGCAGCCCCAGCCCAUCAAGGUGUACGGACAGGUCAGCCUGAAUGACUCCCACAAUCAGAUGGUGGUACACUGGGCUGGAGAGAAAAGCAACGUCAUUGUGGCCUUGGCCCGGGACAGCCUGGCAUUGGCGAGGCCCAAGAGCAGUGAUGUGUACGUGUCCUAUGACUAUGGGAAGUCAUUCAAUAGGAUUUCAGAGAAGUUGAACUUCGGCGUAGGAAAUACCAGUGAAGCUGUGAUCGCUCAGUUCUACCACAGUCCUGCGGACAACAAGCGGUACAUCUUUGCGGAUGCUUAUGCCCAGUACCUCUGGAUCACAUUUGACUUUUGCAAUACCAUUCAUGGCUUCCCCAUCCCAUUCCGGGCUGCUGAUCUCCUCCUCCACAGUAAAGCGUCCAACCUUCUUCUGGGCUUUGACAGAUCUCAUCCUAACAAGCAGCUAUGGAAGUCUGAUGAUUUUGGCCAGACCUGGAUCAUGAUUCAGGAGCACGUGAAGUCCUUUUCUUGGGGAAUUGAUCCCUAUGACAAACCGAACACCAUCUAUAUUGAACGACAUGAGCCCUCUGGCUAUUCCACAGUUUUCAGAAGUACAGACUUCUUCCAAUCCCGGGAAAACCAGGAAGUCAUCCUCGAAGAAGUGAGAGACUUUCAGCUUCGGGACAAGUACAUGUUUGCUACAAAGGUGGUGCAUCUGCUGGGCAAUCACCAGCAGUCUUCUGUCCAGCUCUGGGUCUCCUUUGGCCGAAAGCCCAUGCGGGCAGCCCAGUUUGUCACAAGACAUCCUAUUAAUGAAUAUUACAUCGCAGAUGCCUCGGAGGACCAGGUCUUUGUAUGUGUCAGUCACAGUAACAAUCGCACCAAUUUAUAUAUCUCAGAGGCAGAGGGGCUGAAGUUCUCUCUGUCCUUGGAGAACGUGCUGUAUUACAGCCCGGGAGGUGCCGGCAGUGACACACUAGUGAGGUAUUUUGCAAAUGAGCCGUUUGCAGACUUCCAUCGUGUUGAAGGGUUACAAGGGGUCUACAUUGCUACUCUGAUCAAUGGUUCCAUGAAUGAGGAGAACAUGAGAUCGGUCAUCACCUUUGACAAGGGAGGAACUUGGGAAUUUAUCCAAGCUCCAGCUUUCACAGAAUAUGGAGAGAAAAUCAAUUGUGAGCUUUCCCAGGGCUGUUCCCUGCACCUGGCCCAGCGUCUGAGUCAGCUGCUCAACCUCCAGCUGCGGAGGAUGCCCAUCUUGUCCAAGGAGUCAGCCCCUGGGCUCAUCAUUGCCACAGGCUCAGUGGGAAAAAACCUGGCAAGCAAGACCAACGUGUACAUCUCUAGCAGUGCGGGAGCCAGGUGGCGAGAGGCACUUCCUGGACCUCACUACUACACAUGGGGAGACCACGGUGGCGUCAUCGUGGCCAUCGCCCAGGGCAUGGAGACCAAUGAGCUGAAAUACAGUACCAACGAAGGGGAGACCUGGAAGACAUUCAUCUUCUCUGAGAAGCCCGUGUUUGUGUAUGGGCUCCUCACAGAACCUGGGGAGAAGAGCACCGUCUUCACUAUUUUUGGGUCCAACAAGGAAAAUGUCCACAGCUGGCUCAUCCUGCAGGUCAAUGCCACUGAUUCCUUGGGGGUUCCCUGCACAGAGAAUGACUACAAGCUCUGGUCCCCUUCUGAUGAGCGGGGCAAUGAGUGUUUGCUGGGACACAAGACUGUUUUCAAACGGAGGACCCCUCAUGCAACGUGCUUUAAUGGAGAAGACUUUGAUAGGCCGGUGGUCGUGUCUAAUUGCUCCUGCACCCGAGAGGACUAUGAGUGUGACUUUGGCUUCAAGAUGAGUGAAGAUUUGUCCUUGGAAGUGUGUGUUCCAGACCCGGAAUUUUCUGGGAAGCCAUAUUCCCCUCCUGUGCCUUGCCCCGUGGGUUCUACUUACAGGAGAACGAGAGGAUACCGGAAGAUUUCUGGGGAUACUUGCAGUGGAGGAGAUGUCGAGGCACGACUGGAAGGUGAACUGGUUCCUUGUCCACUGGCAGACCAUGUGACAAUGGGGUUGAGGCUGCGUCUCUGUUUGAAUGGGAGUACUGGGCAAGAAGUGAUCAUCAGUUCCGGCCUGGAGACUGUAGAAGCUUUGGCCUUUGAGCCCCUCAGCCAGCUGCUCUACUGGGUGGAUGCAGGAUUUAAAAAGAUUGAGGUAGCUAAUCCAGAUGGUGACUUCCGGCUCACAAUCGUCAAUUCCUCUGUGCUCGAUCGGCCCAGGGCCCUGGUCCUUGUGCCCCAAGAAGGGGUGAUGUUCUGGACUGACUGGGGAGACCUGAAGCCUGGAAUUUAUCGGAGCAGUAUGGAUGGUUCUUCUGUGCAUCGUCUUGUGUCAGAGGAUGUGAAGUGGCCCAAUGGCAUUGCAGUGGAUGACCAGUGGAUCUACUGGACAGACGCCUACCUGGACUGCAUCGAGCGCAUCACCUUCAGUGGGCAGCAGCGCUCAGUCAUUCUGGAUAACCUUCCCCACCCCUAUGCCAUUGCUGUCUUUAAGAAUGAAAUCUACUGGGAUGACUGGUCCCAGCUCAGCAUAUUCCGAGCUUCCAAAUACAGCGGGUCCCAGAUGGAGAUUUUGGCCAGCCAGCUCACAGGGCUGAUGGACCUGAAGAUUUUCUACAAGGGGAAAAACACUGGAAGCAAUGCCUGUGUGCCCAACCCAUGCAGCCUUCUCUGCCUGCCCAAAGCCAACAACAGCAAAAGCUGCAGGUGUCCAGAGGGUGUGGCCAGCAGUAUCCUCCCUUCUGGGGACCUAUUGUGUGACUGUCCUCAGGGCUACCAGCUGAAGAACAAUACCUGUGUCAAAGAAGAGAACACCUGUCUUCGCAACCAGUAUCGCUGCAGCAAUGGGAACUGUAUAAACAGCAUUUGGUUGUGCGACUUUGACAAUGACUGUGGGGACAUGAGCGAUGAGAGGAACUGCCCCACCACCAUCUGUGAUCUGGACACCCAGUUCCGCUGCCAGGAGUCUGGGACUUGCCUCCCUCUCUCCUACAAAUGUGACCUGGAGGAUGACUGUGGAGACAACAGUGAUGAAAGUCACUGUGAAAUGCACCAGUGCCGAAGUGAUGAGUACAAUUGCAGCUCGGGCAUGUGCAUCCGCUCCUCCUGGGUGUGUGACGGGGACAACGAUUGCAGGGACUGGUCUGACGAAGCCAACUGUUCCGCCAUCUAUCACACCUGUGAGGCCUCCAACUUCCAGUGCCACAAUGGGCACUGCAUACCCCAGCGGUGGGCAUGCGAUGGUGACACAGACUGCCAAGAUGGUUCUGAUGAAGAUCCUGUCAGCUGUGAGAAGAAGUGCAAUGGGCUCCGCUGCCCCAAUGGCACAUGCAUCCCGUCCAGCAAGCACUGCGAUGGUCUACGGGAUUGCUCUGAUGGCUCGGACGAGCAGCACUGUGAGCCCCUCUGUACACGCUUCAUGGACUUCGUGUGUAAGAACCGCCAGCAGUGUCUGUACCCCUCCAUGGUGUGUGAUGGGAUCAUUCAGUGCCGGGACGGGUCGGACGAGGAUCCUGCCUUUGCUGGAUGCUCCCACGACCCCGAAUUCCACAAGGUGUGUGAUGAAUUUGGAUUCCAAUGUCAGAAUGGAGUGUGUAUCAGUUUGAUCUGGAAAUGUGAUAGCUUGGAUGACUGUGGAGAUUAUUCUGACGAAGCCAACUGUGAAAACCCCACGGAAGCUCCAAACUGCUCCCGCUACUUCCAGUUCCGGUGUGAGAACGGCCACUGCAUCCCCAACAGGUGGAAGUGUGACAGGGAGAAUGACUGUGGAGAUUGGUCUGACGAAAAGGACUGUGGAGAUUCACCUGUGCUUCCCUCCCCCACCCCUGGGCCCUCCACGUGUCUGCCCAAUUACUUCCGCUGCAGCAGUGGCCCCUGCGUGAUGGACACCUGGGUGUGCGACGGGUACCGGGACUGUGCGGAUGGCUCGGAUGAAGAAGCCUGCCCCUCGCUCGCCAAUGUGACUGCCCCCUCCACUCCAAGCCAGGUUGGGCGCUGUGACCGAUUUGAGUUCGAGUGCCACCAGCCAAAGAAGUGCAUCCCCAACUGGAAGCGCUGCGAUGGCCAUGAGGAUUGCCAAGGUGGCCAGGACGAGGCCAACUGCCCCACACACAGCACCUUGACCUGUAUGAGCAGGGAGUUCAAGUGUGAGGACGGGGAGGCCUGCAUUGUGCUCUCGGAGCGCUGCGACGGCUUCCUGGACUGCACGGAUGAGAGCGACGAGAAGGCCUGCAGCGAUGAGUUAACUGUAUAUAAAGUACAAAAUCUUCAGUGGACGGCUGACUUCUCUGGGGAUGUAACUUUGACCUGGAUGCGGCCAAAAAAGAUGCCCUCUACUUCUUGUGUGUAUAACGUCUACUACAGAGUGGUUGGAGAGAGCAUAUGGAAGACUCUGGAGACUCACAGCAAUAAAACAAACACUGUUUUAAAAGUCUUGAAACCAGACACCACAUACCAGGUUAAAGUACAGGUUCAGUGCCUGAGCAAGGCACACAACACCAAUGACUUUGUCACUCUGAGGACUCCAGAAGGGUUGCCAGACGCCCCUCGAAAUCUGCAGCUGUCGCUUCACAGGGAAGCAGAAGGUGUGAUUACUGGACACUGGACUGCUCCCGCCCACGCCCACGGUCUCAUUCGUGAGUACAUUGUAGAAUAUAGCAGGAGUGGUUCCAAGGUGUGGGCAUCCCAGAGGGCUGCUAGUAAUGCAACAGAAAUAAGGAACUUACUGGUCAACACUCUCUACACUGUCAGAGUGGCUGCGGUGACUAGUCGUGGAAUAGGAAACUGGAGCGAUUCUAAGUCCAUUACCACCAUAAAAGGAAAAGUGAUUCCACCACCAGAUAUCCACAUUGAUGGCUAUGAUGAAAAUUCUCUAAGCUUCACCCUGACCAUGGAUGGUGAUAUCAAGGUAAAUGGCUAUAUGGUGAACCUCUUCUGGGCAUUUGACACCCACAAACAAGAGAAGAGAACCUUGAGUUUCCGUGGGAGCACAUUGUCACACAAAGUGGACAAUCUGACAGCUCAUACCUCCUAUGAGAUUUCUGCCUGGGCCAAGACUGAUUUAGGGGAUAGUCCUCUGGCAUUUGAGCAUGUCAUGACCCGAGGAGUUCGCCCACCAGCUCCUAGCCUCAAAGCCAAAGCGGUCAACCAGACUGCAGUGGAAUGCACCUGGACCGGCCCCAAGAAUGUGGUUUAUGGUAUUUUCUAUGCCACAUCCUUUCUUGACCUCUAUCGGAACCCAAAGAGUGUAACUACUUCACUCCACAACCAGACAGUCGUUGUCAGUAAAGAUGAGCAGUAUUUGUUUCUGGUCCGGGUGUUGGUUCCCUACCAAGGGCCGUCCUCUGACUACGUUGUGGUGAAGAUGAUCCCGGACAGCAGGCUUCCACCCCGUCACCUUCACGCAGUUCACACAGGCAAAACCUCAGCAGUCAUCAAGUGGGAAUCUCCAUAUGACUCUCCUGACCAGGAUCUGUUCUAUGCAAUUGCAGUUAAAGAUCUUAUUAGAAAGACUGACCGGAGCUACAAAGUUAAAUCCCGCAACAGUACUGUGGAAUACACCAUUAGCAAGUUGGAGCCCGGAGGGAAAUACCACGUCAUUGUCCAACUAGGGAACAUGAGCAAAGAUUCCAGCAUAAAAAUUACCACAGUGUCAUUAUCAGCACCUGAUGCCUUAAAAAUUAUAACGGAAAAUGACCACGUUCUUCUGUUUUGGAAAAGUCUUGCUUUAAAGGAAAAGCAUUUUAAUGAAAGCAGGGGCUACGAGAUACACAUGUUCGAUAGUGCCAAGAAUAUCACAGCUUACCUUGGGAAUACUACUGAUAAUUUCUUUAAAAUUUCCAACCUGAAGAUAGGCCACAAUUACACCUUCACCGUCCAAGCGCGGUGCCUCUUUGGCAGCCAGAUCUGUGGGGAGCCCGCCGUCCUGCUGUUCGAUGAGCUGGGGUCUGGUGGAGACACGGCUGCAGUCCAGGCUUCCAGGUCAACCGAUGUCGCUGCUGUGGUGGUCCCCAUCUUGUUCCUGAUACUACUGAGCCUGGGGGUCGGGUUUGCCAUCCUAUACACCAAGCACCGGAGGCUGCAGAGCAGCUUUACUGCUUUUGCCAACAGCCACUACAGCUCUAGGCUGGGCUCAGCCAUCUUCUCCUCAGGAGAUGACCUGGGGGAAGAUGAUGAAGAUGCUCCGAUGAUAACUGGAUUUUCAGAUGAUGUACCCAUGGUGAUUGCCUGAAAGAGCUUUCUUCACUAGAAACCAAAUGGUGUAAAUAUUUUAUUUGAUAAAGAUAAUUGAUGGUUUAUUUUAAAAGAUGCACUUUGAGUUGCAAUAUGUUAUUUUUAUAUGGGCCAAAGACAAAAAACUAAACUAAACAAAAAAAGAAAAAAAAAAAGAAAGAAAGAAUGGAAUGAAUAAACUUUGUCGUAAUCAACUGUGAACUUUAAACCAGGUUGAUUUUAGUAACCAAAUUGCUUUGAUUUGACAUUAAUGUAGUCUUACAGGGCUGUGCUUGCUGGGCAUGCUUUUAAAUCUGUGAGAUAAUUUUGGUUCAGUAAAUUGGCCAUUCUUUUUAUUUUUCUAAGACGCAGAAAUGUAUUUAAUAAAAACUUCAAGAGAGAGAGAUGGGUAGAAUCCCUUCUCCUUGAAAGUGUGUUCAAAUUUAAAUUUUGUUUGGAUUUAGUUUACAUGAAAAUGGGGAAAGGUUCUUUUAUUAAUUUUUUUGUUAAUUUAUUGGGACUCUUUAUAAGGCCAGCCUUUUGUGGUCAUCAUGUAUGUUAUGAUCCUCUAGCCCCUAGUGGUAGGGGAUGGGGAACAGAAGCAUUUUGUUGCCAUUCCAAAAACAAUCCAUUUUAUUCACUUGUAUGUCAUAGAACAGUCUUUGGCAUAAGAAAGCUCUGAAUCAUGGCUAGAUGUUAGGUAAAUGGAGCUGCAACGCUGGAAGCCCUACAAGCCACAGCUUCCUCUUCUAUUCAUUGAUUGGGUCUUCCUGUAAAUGACUCUCCACAAGGUCUAGCUAUGAAAGCCACCCAAUGCCAACGCUGCUUUCUUAUACACUGGGAUUGCUGUCAUUGUAAAGAGUUACUCUGGUUGUAGGAGAGUUCCAGAUCUGUGCCAUGACAGAUACACUGGCAAAUGUAGUAUGUACUUUCUCCAUGUGAAAUACUUUGUUUGUUUUCACUACCACUAAAGACUGUCAAAUGUAAAAUUUUAUAUUUGGGUCUAGGUGGCCACUGAGCUGUCCUUAAAAAUUCACGCUGAUAUAUGCAGGCAUUUUGAAUUGGGUCAGUGCCUUCUCUCUCUUGCUUUUUUCUUCCAUGUCCCUCAGCCAUGCCCCACCCAAUCUACUGAGAAACUGCUGCACACAUUUACAGAGACAGAGGCCCUCUGCGUUUGGUCACUUCUUUCGGUCCACAGCAGCAGCAACAUUACAGUUUAUUCACCAUGAAACAAUCUAUUCUUUUCCUCCUCUGCGUUACAGUGUCAUCCCUACAUUCAAAUCAUGGUCACUUGAAAGUUGCAUGGAAUCCGUUGUGGACUGUCGCCCCUCCUGUGGACUUAGUGUUGGCAUUGAUGUCUAUCCAGCAUUGUUGUCACUUGAAGUGUAUGAACAGCCUCAGUGCAGAUUUUCCUCCCAGCUGAGAUGCAGUGAACUCUAGGAAUUUUCUAAAGUCAUGCCUCCAAGUAUGGGUCUUCUUUUUUUUUUUAAAUGUAUUUGGUACGGAGUCUCACUAUGCAGCUCAGACUCGUAGUGAUCCUCCUGUUUUCAA